Molecule: messenger RNA, 888 nt
Organism: Magnolia sinica
Lineage: Eukaryota; Viridiplantae; Streptophyta; Magnoliopsida; Magnoliales; Magnoliaceae
Exons: 2
Coding region: 191-562 (123 amino acids)
Source: RefSeq, a predicted model, not a curated record
CCACUAGUACUAAGGAGUAACAGGUGGAGGCUACUCGUGGGGGUGCUGUUGAGCACCAAAGUUCUACCCUAGAGGGGGCUAUGGGUGCAAGGACGUUGGUAAUAGCAACCCAUGCGCUUCUCCCAUGACAUAUGGUUGUGCUGGCCAACUGGGGCUGCGGUCAUGUGCCUGAGAGCUUCUCCCGUGACAUAUGGUUGUACUGGCCAACUGGGGCUACAGUCGUGGACCCGAGAAGGACAUUAAUGUGAUGCUUUCCCUGCAUCCUGAUCUCCUCCUUACCACUAUGGUGUCAAUGCAAAUUAAGAGUGCCAUUAGGGUUCUCACCACGUGCCACCUUUUGAUCAAUUUGAGGGGCUGCUUGAAAGAAGCUACCGGGAUGCUUAAGUUUGUCGAGGUCAAGCUCCGGGCUAAGGCUGUAGAGCUGGAAGCGACUGAGAAGGUUCAGGUGCCAGUGCACAUUGAGGUUGAGGUCCUUCGUGAGGCCCUAAGGAUUUUUAGGGAGGACCAAGCCACCGGCGCCUCUUUAUUGGCCAUGAAGCAGUGGAGAAGGUCGAGCUGGUAGCCCAUGCAGUUGAGGUGGAGGCGAGGGCCUCUAAAGCGCAUUCCCGCCUAUCCGAGGUGGGAGUUCGGGCCGUUGAGGUGGAUGCCAAGCUAGUGGAAGUCAAAACCGUGAUUCCUGGGAGGGAGGUAGAUGCAGUAUAGGCCUUCAAUGCACCUGAGAAUCAUGUAGCUGAGCUAGAUGAGACAUUCAAUGAUGGCUUCUGGCGUUGUCGAGAAGACGUCCAACACCGGAACCCUGAUCUCGACUUAAGGUAUCUCGAUGACGAUUCUUCUAAGGCCUUCGAGGUUACCGCUCCUGACACCGACGACCUUCCUUAGGGAUAGGUU